Molecule: messenger RNA, 1743 nt
Organism: Daldinia loculata
Lineage: Eukaryota; Fungi; Ascomycota; Sordariomycetes; Xylariales; Hypoxylaceae
Product: FAD binding domain-containing protein
Exons: 4
Coding region: 1-1743 (580 amino acids)
Molecular function (GO): oxidoreductase activity; FAD binding
Source: RefSeq, a predicted model, not a curated record
AUGAUCUUUCGCUCAGUGUUACCUCUGCUGUAUUCCGCCUGUGCGGCGGCAUUAGCCCUCCAGCCACACUCAUCGAGUUCAGUCCUAUCCCGCGAUGUUGAGGCUUCUGUAAACAGCUCGAAAUGUCGGUGCUUCCCAGGCGAUGCUUGCUGGCCAUCCAGGUCAGAAUGGAGCCAGUUCAACAAGACGAUCAACGGCAAACUAGUUGCAACAAUUCCUCUGGCCAGCGUUUGCCAUAAUAGCGGGUUUGGACGGUACGAUGCUGAUGCGUGCGCAAAGCUCAUAUCGGUAUGGGACUACCCUGUAACUCACUAUGAGAGCUCGUCAUCCCCUAUGGCGCCCUUUUUCGCCAAUAUGAGCUGCGACCCCUUUACACCACCUGACGCCCAAUGUGUAGUUGGCUCCUUAAUUCAGUAUGCCGUAAACGCCUCUUCAGCUCAAGACUACCAAUCGACAAUUGCUUUUGCGCAGCAGCACAAUAUCCGUCUCGUCAUCCGUAACACUGGUCAUGAUUACUUCGGCAAGUCGACCGGUGCCGGUGGCUUAGCCAUCUGGACACACCACUUAAAAGACAUCACUGUUAGCGACUACUCUUCGCAGCAUUACACUGGUAAGGCAAUUAAGGUUGGCGCCGGAGUGCAGAACGGCGAGGCUCAGCGUGUAGCACAUGCGAACGGCCUCGUAGUUGUCGGCGGCGACUCCUCAACUGUCGGGUUAGCUGGCGGAUAUUCACAAGGUGGUGGCCAUGGGCCCCUUGUAUCUACAUUGGGACUCGCCGCUGACCAGACGCUCGAGUGGGAGGUUGUAACCUCUACCGGGAAACACUUGAUCGCUACCCCUUAUGAAAACUCAGAUCUAUAUUGGGCUCUUUCAGGAGGUGGCGGUGGCACCUACGCAGCCGUGCUAUCUUUAACCGUCAAGGCUCAUCCGGAUUUUGACCUUGUUUCUGUCGGCAACCUCACAUUCAAUCUCGAAACUACGUCGGAGGCAUUCUGGGAUAGCUUUACAGUCUUCCUCGGAAGCUUGACUAAGAUCACUGAUGCCGGUGCCGUGUGUAUCUGGAUGCUAUCAAACGCGAGCUUCACAAUCCAGUCCGUAACGGCCCCGAACUUGGAUUCUAAGCAAUUGACAGCCUUGCUGCAACCUACUAUCGACCAGCUAGAAAGAGUGAAAUUACCUUAUCAGUAUGCUGUUAAGGACUUCCCCAACUUCCUUGAUAGCUUCCAUUCCAUGAGUGCAGAUCCCAAUGUAACUCAAGCUAAUAUUGGUGGUCGUCUGAUCCCACGCUCGCUAUUAUCGAAUGACUCUGUAGCAACGCUCACCGACGCAUUGAGGUUCGUAGUCGAUGAAGGCGCAAUCCUGUCGGGACUUUCAGUCAAUGUCAACCGCACACCGAGUGCUCCGAACUCCGUAAAUCCUCUUUGGCGUUCUACGGCUUUUAGUUCUGUCUUCGGCACCUAUUACAAUCAUCUGGACAAUAGCGCCAACAUAGCAGAUCAGGAACUCAUUAGGAGCUCGAUGGUGCCGAGAUUGUCUGCUAUAACUCCUAAUGGCGCUGCGUACCUGAACGAGGCCGACUUUGGUCAGUCUGACUUCCAACAGGUAUUCUAUGGUAGAAAUUAUGAUAAGCUCUUAGCUAUUAAGAGGAAGUAUGAUCCGAAUGACACGUUCUACGGACAAACAGCCGUAGGAAGUGAGUAUUGGGAGAUACGACAGGAUGGCCGGUUAUGCAAGGUUACCUAG